AACACACAGCAGCGGAGAACAUGAGUAACUCCUGCUGCAAGAGAGGAGCAACUGAAGGUUUCCACAAGGAACAACGCUCCCACUUCAUCACUAACUACCUGGAUAUUCUGCUUCAACACUCUGCACGCUUCUGUGGUCCUGAAUGAAGAAGUGAAUCCUCUGUGAUCACAGUCAUGGCUGUCCAGACUGGCAUCCAGGUGUGGUUCGGAGAGAAGUUCGAUGCCCCUCUUCGGAGUCCCAAGAGCCCUCGCAGCCCGUUAGCACAGAGACACGGCCCCGGCCUCGCAGACGUCUUCCAGUAUGACCAGUGGCUGGCUGUGCGGCACGAGGCCACCCUGGUGCCUAUGCAGGAGGACCUGGCCAUUUGGCUCAGUGGCAUGCUGGGAGAGGAGGUGAGAGCAGAGUUUUUCAUGGAGGAACUGAACAAUGGCGUCAAACUCUGCCAGCUUAUCGGCGUGCUGCAGACCAAGAUCGCCGAGAGCUGCCCCUCGGCUCUCUGCAAGCUGUUCCCCACGAGGAAGGUUGCUUGUAAGCGGGACGCCUCUCCAGGUUCCUUCUUUGCCCGAGACAACACCGCUAACUUCCUGGCCUGGUGUCGCCACAUCGGGAUGGAGGAGACUUACCUGUUUGAGUCAGAAGGCCUUGUGCUGCAUAAGGAGCCUCGGCAGGUUUGCCUGUGUCUGCUGGAGAUCGGCCGAUUCGUCUCCAAGUACGGCGUGGAGCCUCCAGUUCUGGUGAAGCUGGAGAAGGAGAUCGAGCUUGAGGAGACUCUGCUGAUGACAGAGGAGCCGCGUCCAGCGGUCAAAACCUUCAGCGUGUGCUGUCAGCAUGGAGGCCUCUACCAGCCUGGGGAGCACGGUAUGGAUGACCCUCCAUGCAACUGCGCCAACAGAGUCUCCAUUGAGUACCUGUCUGAGGGACGCUACAGACUGGGGGACAAGACGCUCUUUAUUCGGAUGCUCCAUGGGAAACACGUGAUGGUGCGUGUCGGCGGCGGCUGGGACACGCUGCGUGGCUUCCUCACGAAGUACGACCCUCUGCGAGUUCUGCAGUUCACCACCCUGGAGCAGAAGAUCCUCGCCUUCCAGAAAGGCCCCCCCGGCCUGGGAGGUCACCACACCAACGCAGCCCCACCCCCUCCCCCUGACAUGGACCCCCUCGCUGCUGUCAACGACCUCAUCUCAUCCUCAUCCUCUUCCUCCUCCACCUCAUCAUCCUCCUCUUCCUCCAGCUCCACCUGCAAGACAGGGAAUGCUGCUGGUCAGGCAUGUCGGUCGUACACCCCCUCCCCUGCUUGCACCCCCACCCUGUCCAGAAAAGGUUCUAUCGCAGCACCCAAGAAGAACCUCCAGGGGACGCCAUCAUCACCGAGGAAGCCCACCCAGCUGCCCCUCCCCAUCACCACCAAAGGCUCCUCCUCUCUGCCCUCCACACCUGUGGGAGGUUCCUCCAGACAAUCCCCCAGCCCAGGGGGAUUUCAGGGUGCUCAGGUCCCUCGCCGAGCUCGGACUCCAUCCUCAACUCCAUCCCCAACCCCUCCAGACCCUAACCCGGCCUCCAAAGUGAAGCCCAGACAGUCACCACGUGGACCCAUCUCCCAGCCCAGGAGCCCCGUCUGCCCUGAGCCAUCCUCCAAAUGCCACAAACCCUCCACCCCAUGCACCUCCCCUACCUCCUCAUCUGUUCCUCGCCCAAUCAGUGCACCAGCACGCGCCCCCACCCCAAAAGAAGCCCGGCCCCCAACAGGCUCUAACCAGCGCUCGCGCCUGGCACAGCGCCGCCCUGGUUCACCAGCCUCGCGUCUUCGUCUAGAGGCAGCGAGGAGGGUGAGAAUAGCCGCAAGAGCUGCAGCGACUCCAACAAGAGUCGUUUCAUCAGCUCCACAAACCCGGACCCCCACUCCCAGCUCACGGACAGCCUCUCCAGCGCUCCCAAAAACUACCGGCCCCCUCCCCAAGAGCAAAGAGGUCACAGCCAAAGCCAAGGUGCAGGCUCCCAGUAAGGUGGCUGCUGCCCCGUCACGUGGCGCUGCCACCGUCCCCCGGCAGGUUCCAGGGGGCAAUUCGAGCCCUUCACCCACCAUCAGAGCCAAUCACAAAGCACCAGCCAAUGCACAGAGGGUGGGGCGAAAACAAGCCUCCAUCACCGACCCUGACAAGGCCAAGGCCACUCUGAAACCAGAACUGUCCACAGGACCGGCGCUCACACCGCAGAAAACCAGCCCUAAUGUCAAAACCACGAAGACAGAGCCGAGCGUACGCAAGAAGAUCCCACAGUACAUCGGAAAGAGCGAGGACCCUUAUUUUGAAAUGAUCAGCAGGAGGAAGCAGAGGGCCUGAGAGGACCGUCUCUGAGGAGGAUCAGCACUUGUUGGAACUCAGACUCUAUGGAAACAUGAAACUUAUCACUAAUCCCAACCACAAAGCUUCAGUUUCGACCGACGUUUUGUCUCCAAAUUAAUGAGUUUGUUUUUGUUUGUUCUGUCAAAGUCUUUUAUUUUAAUGUUUUUAAUCCAAAAGGGUCAAAGAUGUGGAGCUUUGCUUGUCUUCUCUUUGUGGUGAUUUUUAAAAGAAGAGCUCCGUUAACUGCGUAACACUAAAACUUGCACAAUGUUUACAGCCUCUACUGUUGUUACAUUUAAGCGUUACAAAUCAAGACUUUUUUUAUAGAGCAAAAUCAUCAAAGUCAGUUUAAACAUCAAACACUAACCUCAACAUUUUGUAGCUCAACUUGAGACAACAGGACACAGCCAUGACUCGAUAAAACGCACUUAGGUGAACUUUUGCAGGUCAGUUUUUAUUCAUGAUGAAGCAGCUUUUUAAGUCCUGUUCUCUCCAGCAUGUUACCAAAGUUGUGAAGACUUCAGUGACACAACUGGAACUCAAACGAUUUAUCUUUCUCCUCCAGUGAGAAUUAUCUUUCCACCGGAGGAGGGUCAGACGUAUAUCUCGUCUGAUUUUUGUAUCUUGAUAUCUGGGUGGGAGGAGCAGACCUUCCCUUCGUGUGCCUUCAUCAGAGAUCUCGUCUCUGAGCGGCAGUAGAAUGUACUAGAUGAUGGGGUGGUGGGUUGUGGGUAAUUUUGGGGAUUUAUUGUUUUUUAAAGAUAAAAAUUGCACAGUGAGUACGAGCACUCAUGCCUCUGUUUUCUCAGAGUGGCAGAUGAACUACUGAUCAAAACGCCUCUUUUCUUUUGAACAGGAAACCCUUUUAGAGCUUGUUGGUAUAGACUUGUUUUAUAUGGUUUCUAAUGUUUCUGUGUAUUAAAACUCUAGUUUUCUAUGUGCUGUUUGUGAAUAUGAGUGUGUGUAUGUGUGUGUGCAGUAAAUCUAUAUUAUCAGUGAGGCUUUUUUCUUGUUUGGCACUUUACAGAAACCGCUGUGUUUGUCUGAAUUUGAAUGUUGAUUCUGUCGAUUGUGUUCCAGCUACCUGUUUGUCUUCUGAUUAAUAAAUGGACAAGUGUUUUAAAGGUCAA
This is a messenger RNA of Notolabrus celidotus (New Zealand spotty), 3472 nucleotides long. RefSeq names its product growth arrest-specific 2 like 3 (gene gas2l3). Lineage: Eukaryota; Metazoa; Chordata; Actinopteri; Labriformes; Labridae. The record is from RefSeq and is a predicted model, not a curated record. The transcript has 9 exons. Gene Ontology annotation, cellular component: actin filament. Gene Ontology annotation, molecular function: cytoskeletal adaptor activity; microtubule binding; actin filament binding. Gene Ontology annotation, biological process: actin crosslink formation. Bases 174 to 2339 code for a protein of 721 amino acids.